AGGAAAACCGCGUGGAGCGCGUACUGCGGCACCGCGGCCGGCAGCAUGGCUCACGCAUCUCCGCUCUCCAAGCCUUCCAACCCGCAGAACCCGCGCGUCUUUCUCGAUGUGGACAUCGGCGGCGAACGAGCUGGCCGAAUUGUACUAGAAUUGUUUGCAGAUAUUGUACCUAAAACUGCAGAAAACUUUCGCGCAUUGUGUACUGGAGAAAAGGGUAUUGGGCCCACAACUGGAAAGCCUCUUCAUUAUAAAGGAUGUCCCUUCCAUAGAAUUAUCAAGAAAUUUAUGAUCCAGGGUGGAGACUUCUCACAUCAAAAUGGAACAGGUGGAGAAAGUAUAUAUGGGGAAAAAUUUGAAGAUGAAAACUUUCAUUACAAGCACGAUCAGCCAGGCUUGCUCAGCAUGGCAAAUGCGGGAAGUAAUACCAACGGUUCCCAGUUCUUCAUCACAACAGUGCCAACUCCUCACCUUGAUGGGAAGCAUGUGGUCUUUGGCCAGGUGAUCAAAGGAAUGGGUGUUGCAAAGCUACUAGAAAAUGUUGAGGUGAACAGUGAAAAACCUGCUAAGUUGUGCGUCAUCGCAGAUUGUGGAGAGCUGCAAGGUGAUGACUGGGGAAUCUCUCCCAUGGAUGGUUCUGGGGAUACUUACGCAGACUUUCCCGAAGAUUGCAGUGUGGAUUUGAAGGAAAUUGACAAGAUUCUGUCUAUAGCUGAAGAUGUAAAAAAUAUAGGCAAUACUUUCUUCAAAUCCCAGAACUGGGGAAUGGCAGUCAAGAAAUACAGCAAAUCCUUAAGGUACAUUGAAGCUUCUAAAGCUGUUGCAGAAGAGGUGGAUUCAGCAAAGUUGAAUGCUGCAGCAUUGACAUGCCAUCUUAACAUUGCUGCAUGCAAACUGAAACUAUCAGAGUGGCAAGAUGCAAUUGAAAACUGUAAUAAGGCCCUGGCGAUAGAGUCCACAAAUACAAAAGCACUUUACAGAAGGGCUCAAGCGUGGGAGGCAACAAAAGAUUACGAUCAGGCAUUGGCUGAUCUUCAGAAGGCUCAAGGGAUAGCACCUCAAGAUAAAGCUAUCCAAAUGGAAGUCCAGAAAGUUAAGCAGAAGAUAAAGCAAGAGAAGGAAAAGGAGAAGGCAGCUUAUGCAAAAAUGUUUGCUUAAGUAAAUAUUGUUUUCCUUCAGUUUGUGCACUGAUACAAAGGCAGGAUUAGUACUAGUAGCUGUGGCAGCAUGCUAUUGACUGUCAUCUAUACUGAUGCUGUUUUUACGUGUUUACAGUUUUGAUUUUUCUUCAGGUUCUAGAUAAUUUCAAAUAUAUGUCAUCAUCAAAUUCAGUAGUAAGACACAUAACAAAAACCUAAAAAGUGUAAUAAAAACUUCAGAAUGCUCCACUGCAAAAAAUGUGGACAAGGUCAGAACUGUACUGAAUGAUCAAGUUCGGCAGGCUACUUCUACCCCCAUAGUCCCUACCUGUAAUUUUCAUUACUGCAAAUUCAAAUCCUGAUGAGGUGGUAUUGAAUAAACUGAAUUUCUAAGCA
Messenger RNA from Varanus komodoensis (Komodo dragon), 1532 nucleotides. RefSeq names its product peptidylprolyl isomerase D (gene PPID). Lineage: Eukaryota; Metazoa; Chordata; Lepidosauria; Squamata; Varanidae. Gene Ontology annotation, biological process: protein folding; protein peptidyl-prolyl isomerization. The record is from RefSeq and is a predicted model, not a curated record. The coding region runs from base 46 to 1155 and encodes 369 amino acids. The transcript is spliced from 10 exons. Gene Ontology annotation, molecular function: protein binding; peptidyl-prolyl cis-trans isomerase activity.